CCAUAUUCGCGACACAGUACCAAACUAACUACACGUCGUCCUCUCUUUACUAUUACACACAAUAACAAUAUGUCUAGUGAGGAAGAGGCUUCUGCAACAGGGUCUACGCGAGAGUUAAUGACGUUGUUCUGGAGAGGGCAUUCCAAGGAGGCAAACCUCCAAGAAAUGUUCCUGGAUAACGAGGCAGACCACUUGGCUGUUACAGAGACGCCGGAGAUACUGGCUAUGCUGCCUAACUAUAAAGACAAGGACGUGGUAGAGCUUGGAGCUGGAAUUGGGCGUUUUACAACAUCACUUGCUAAAUCUUCCAAGAGUGUCGUAGCUGUUGAUUUCAUCCAAAACUUUGUUGAAAAGAAUCGAGAGACAAAUGGGCAUUAUGGCAACACGACUUUCACAUGUGCUGACGUCACUCAGCUGGAUCUGCCUUCUUCCAGUGCUGACGUCAUUUUCUCAAAUUGGCUUCUGAUGUAUUUGUCCGAUGAGGAAAUUGUCACCCUUACUAGGAAAGUGUUGUCAUGGUUAAGGGAUGAUGGCUACUUCUUUUUUCGGGAGUCGUGCCACCACAGUUCCGGCACCAAGCCAUUGGUGGACGAUUUCAACCCCACCGUGUAUCGCAGUCCUGCGGACUACUCUUGUCUGCUGCAGUCUGUGACGUCACAGGCAGACGAUGGUGAACCGUUUACAUUCAAAUUGGUUUAUUCAACGAAUGUCCAAACAUAUGCAAAAAUGAAACAUAAUGAAAACCAGAUAUGUUGGCUGUUCAAGAAAACGCGCAGAAAUAAGGACGACAUACACAGUUAAAAGACACCCAGCUGCACAUACGUACAUAAAGAUAGGCCUACAUACAGUAUUAUCACGGGAGGUGCAGUUAUGCAUGUAUAUAUUCUUUUUUGUAUGAUGGAGAGUGGAGAGAUCAAGUGUGGAGACGCCACUGUACAGAUAAAUGAGGCACUCAAUUUGGACAAUUUUAACUUAUUUAUAGCGUGCCCAAAAUUGCAUUAUCUAAUUUCGCAUACUUCACUGUGGACAGAGGUGAAGUAAGGUGUAUUUUACAGUAUUGUCGUCUGACUUAUCGGCUUGGUAUUUUUCAACACCCAGGCUCAUAUUAUAAGCUAUUAAAAACGUGUUCAUAAUUUAUAUGCUAGGCCAACUCAGAGUUUAAAUUUACAUUUUUUUUGUACUUUUUUUGCCAUUCAUCUUUGGCUGGUGUUUGUGGACAAAUAAGCAUUCAUUUCAUGUGGAAAUAGUUUAUUUAUGAACAAUGCUCUGUUGAAUUGGAUCAAACUAUUAAAGCAAUAUCUUUUA
Molecule: messenger RNA, 1305 nt
Organism: Lingula anatina
Lineage: Eukaryota; Metazoa; Brachiopoda; Lingulata; Lingulida; Lingulidae
Source: RefSeq, a predicted model, not a curated record